GCCUGACACAGCGGCAGGCCGGGGAUCUCCAAUAGCAUCAUGGUAUCUGUGUGCGGUGUACAGAUAUAGGCAAACGGCUCAGUGUUCAGUGUGACUGGCUUAAGAUGAAACCUGGAGUCCUAUGUCACUAACAAGGCCAAAGUCAUGAAGGUUUUGUCUCAUGUCAAUUUCCGUUUCUAUGUCCUGCUGCUGGCGGCUGCCUAUUUCUCCAUGCUUUAUGUUUUCCAUGGAAACCUGCAACUGGACCUAGCCACGUCUUGCGAAUCCCCCGCCCAAUGUAGGUCACACACCACUAAAUUCCCCACCAAUCAUGGUCAGGGACACAUUUUCAAGACUGUGGAAGAUUCAGGUGUGCAGAAACUGAGUGACAUGAAGCGUAAAAUGUUGCAAACUAGCGGCAAUGAAAAAGCAAACAUGGUUUUUACGACCUAUUCUGAAAAUGGCAGAGGAAGCAUAAAUUUUAGUGAAAUAAAUAAUGCAGUUCCUACUCAUGACAAAGUAAGUAGAGAUGACAGGGCUAGAGAUCAAAGUUCAAAUAUUGGGACAAGUCCUGAGGGGAGAGGAGAUUCAUGCUUCCUGUCAUCUUUGUACCCGGACAGGAAGUUCCUGCAGCUAGAACCAAGCAGUUUUGUGUAUUCAGCUUACUUGGAUGAAAGGUACACAGACCGCUUCAUAAGGAUCAUGGCAUUAAUAAGCCUCAACAAGAACAACCGUCAUCUGGAGGUUUUCUGCCACUUCCUGGAUGCUGGGUCAUGGAUGAGGGUAAAGGCGACGUGGUAUGAGCUGUGUGAGAACCACGGCAAGAUGUUUGGGGGCUUUAUUCUUUCCUGCCCCAUCCCCCAGCAACCCAUACCUCCCUGUCACGUGAAUGUCUCCAUGGAGAUCACCCCUGUACAUCGGAUGUACACAGUCCCACAGACCACCAUGCAGACACUACACGUCUCCAGUCUCACGCCGUCCAACAGACCGACUGUCAUAGACACUGGGGGGAAGAUAUUGAGAAGCAAAAAAGAGUCCAACUUCAAAACUGGACCUAUAAAACUCAAAAGCAUACAUACUGAGUUCAGUCGAGACUUGUUUAAACAGUCUGCCAAAUCCUCAGCCAUUGGUACUGUAGGAAGCGUUAAAUCAGAGCCAGACUUCAAGUUCAAUUUCAGUGUUUGUAUUCCACCACUGUUUGGGACAAUAGGAUCUAUUAAACUUAUUGAGUUUAUUGAACUCAAUCUUCUGCUAGGAUUUCAACAUUUUGUAUUUUACACUGGGCAUUUAGAUGAUUCUGAUACCAUAAAAGUUCUUGAUUACUAUUUGCAGAAAAAUGUUGUUUCAAUUCUAGACUUUGUUUUACCGGAAGUUGUAACAAAGGCAAAGAUAUGGUACAACGGCCAAUUAAGUGCUCAUAAUGAUUGUUUGUAUCGAGCAAUGUCAGUUUCCCGUUAUGUUGCUGUGAUGGAUAUUGACGAAUUCAUGGUUCCACAUAACGGCCAGUUCCUGGUCACCAAGGUGCUGGAACAACACUUCCGUGACCCGAAUAUUGCCGGGCUCAGUCUUGACAGUGCUUUUUAUGACAGCAAAUUCUCAAAGCCAACCCAGAGCAAACCUGGAAAGGCACAGUUGAUCACCUUGAUUAACACAGGAAAGUCAGUUGUUUACAGCAAAGUUCGUACAAAAGUGUUUGUGGACGCCCAGAAAAUAUUUGAAGUUGGCAUACACCAUGUAAGCAAACCAGUCAAAGACAGGUACAGAGUUGUUGGUGUGAACACAAGUGAGGCAUACCUUCACCAUUACCGCUCAUGUGUGCCCAACUACGGCAUGAAGUGCAGCUCCUUCGUCCAGGACGAAGCCAUGGACAAGUAUGCGCCGCAGCUCCGUGCGCAUGUAACAAAAACUUUCAAAGAUAUUUUCUCUGAAGUCUUACCUCUCUGAAACCAUUGGUUUGUGUUCAGUUAUUCAAUUUUGAGCAAGUCUUUCAGCAUGAUCUUAAGAAAACUAGUUGUCAUAAUAUUUAUUGUUUGCUUCUGUGCAGACAAUCAUACUUGUUUAAUUUUAUCUCCUGACCAAUUCUUUGUGAGAAGUGGUAAGGCGCAAUAUUUCUCUGUUAGAUGUCAUUUUGUAUGUUUGAAUGAAUUUCACUGUAUUAAGGUGCUACAUGAACGUAAUGACAUUGUGUUUAUAAAAAGUGAUGUACUGUGUUGUACUGUGUUUAUUAUUAAUUAUCAAUGUCAUGACUAAGAGUAAUUGAUAUGACCGCCCUCAAUAUUUUUUUCUGUCCAACAAGGGUCAGUACUCAACAAUUAUUCUACCCAGAGUUAUGGGCCUUGCUAUAUACAUGUGUGUAUUGUGUCUGGCUUUUAGAGACACAGCCAAUGUUUUUGAAUUACAUUGCAGAUUACAAUAUCAAGGCUAUUUUUCAGUUUUGAUGGACAGCUGAAAAAUCUUGACAAAGCAGGUCAAUAUCUUUUGAAAGCAACCCACUAAAAAUCAUUGCAUAAGAUCUGGAGUAGAGUUAAACAGACCUAGGCUUUACCAAUUCAAAUUCUUUGGGAUUCCUUAACUAACUGAGUUCAAGUUUUUGUCUGAAAUCUAUAUUGUCGUUUGUCUUGAUGUAUAGCAAAUUGCUUUAUUCUCCAAGGAUUUCCUCAAAUGUUUAUUUGCUCAAGGCUAUUUACCAAAAUUGUUACCUCUGUGGUCACUGUGUUCUAUUACAAACAAAUAAAGCAACUGAUCAUCUU
This is a messenger RNA of Mya arenaria, 2729 nucleotides long. RefSeq names its product beta-1,4-galactosyltransferase galt-1-like. NCBI's taxonomy places the organism in Eukaryota, Metazoa, Mollusca, Bivalvia, Myida, Myidae. The coding region runs from base 145 to 1923 and encodes 592 amino acids. The transcript is spliced from 2 exons. The record is from RefSeq and is a predicted model, not a curated record.